AUGACAACAAAGAGGAUCAUAUCCAUUGCGAUGCCCAAAAGAAUAGGUUUCGUUCUUUUUCUUCUUAUGUUCUUUUGGUUUUCUGUAUUAAUUUUCGAUCUUCAUCAUAGAAUUAUUGAAUACCAGCCACAGCCAAUUAUAUCAGAAGAAAAUCGUUUGAUAAAGAUUCAGAAUAUUGUUAAUCAGCUGCGACGUGACAUCGAAUAUGAAAUGGAGAAUUACGAGUUUCCCAAUGGAGAAUUUAGUCGCAAUAUAAGCAAUCUUGAUGAUUUGUUGAUAGAAAGAGGUGGCAGGCCAAUGAGAAGUAUUCUUAUUGCUGGCUGGAGAACCGGAAGUUCUUUUACUAGUGCCAUUAUUAAUUCACAUCCUGCUAAUUUUUAUUUAGACGAACCACUGCAGGACUUUGGUCAUGUGCGAAUUCGUGGCCCCCUGUUAGUUAAUGCUGCAAUUAAAAAUGUUCAAGCAUUUUUUAAUUGUGAAUUUGAUAAAUUACAACACUUCAUAAAUUUCGUCAGACCCAACCAAUGGGUAUACAAAGGCAAUCAAGGUUUAUGGCCGGUUUGUGUUAAUCAAAAAGAUUUAUGCUCGGAUCCAAUAUUUUUAACUGCAGUCUGUCGGCUGUAUCCAUUCCAAUCGAUGAAAUUUACUCGGCUGCCAUUAGAAUCUGCUCGAGUAUUACUGGAGGAUGAACACCUGAGAGUCCGCAUGAUUUUAUUAGAGAGAGAUCCACGAGGAGUCAUGCAAUCGCGUCGGCAACUCGAUUGGUGUAAAAAUUCUUCUGAUUGCUCAGAUCCGAAAGUUCUGUGCAAAGAUAUGGUAACAGAUCAUGAGGUUGCCGUCGAACUUAAAAAAAAAUAUCCACAUACUUUCAAAGUCAUGCGGUAUGAAGAUCUAUCUCUUGAUCUUCGGCAUAAAGCAGAAGAAAUAUUUGAAUUUUAUGGUCUCAACUUUCAUUCAAAUGUGAAAAAGUUUUUGAAAACACAUACUAAGAAGAAUUCAGGCAAUAGUUACAGCUUAUUUCGUGAUUCAAAAAAGGCGCCUGUUCACUGGCGCAACGAAAUGAAUUUUACAGAAGUUGAUGAAAUUCAACGUGUAUGUUCAACUGCAAUGAAACUAUGGGGAUACGUUCUAGCUGUCAACGAAACUCACCAAAAGGAAUUUAAUCCAAUCAUUAAAGAUUAUUAACUAUUUUAAUCCAUAAUUUGACUUUAGUUGUACACUGUUAAAAAUCACCGGGGUAAGUUCAAGCGGUGUAGGCGUUAAAAUCGGCAGUCUUAAAUUUCAACGCCGAAAGUGGUGUAAAAAUAACGCCGCCGCCGGUGUAAGUAUUCUUUACCGUUGUUAAAAUAUUUUACUUUGUGAAUAUUUUUACUCACUCGAUC
Microplitis demolitor is the source of this 1382-nucleotide messenger RNA. RefSeq names its product carbohydrate sulfotransferase 5. Gene Ontology annotation, molecular function: N-acetylglucosamine 6-O-sulfotransferase activity. Gene Ontology annotation, biological process: N-acetylglucosamine metabolic process; sulfur compound metabolic process. Lineage: Eukaryota; Metazoa; Arthropoda; Insecta; Hymenoptera; Braconidae. The coding region runs from base 1 to 1185 and encodes 394 amino acids. The transcript is spliced from 7 exons. The record is from RefSeq and is a predicted model, not a curated record.